Molecule: messenger RNA, 1329 nt
Organism: Linepithema humile (Argentine ant)
Lineage: Eukaryota; Metazoa; Arthropoda; Insecta; Hymenoptera; Formicidae
Source: RefSeq, a predicted model, not a curated record
AUGGAGUUCGACAAACACGCGCUGCAUCUGAUCUAUACAUUUUCCAUCGUAUUCCGUUUUACGACGGCUAUCACUACACCAUCGCCGCCGACGAUCGCAUCUACCGUCGAAUACAUCGUCACUGAUUCCGGCACGACGGAGGAGACGGACGAAGCAGAGAUGCCGAAGGUGCCCCUGACCGAGCAGGUUAUGGAUCCUAACAUACGUGUGAGUGACGUGCCCGACGUGGACCCGGAAUUGACGGACGUACCGGACUCCAGUCUGGACAGGAACCGGAUAAUUCGCGACGUCGCGUAUUUCAUUCGCGCGCACAAGUUCCACGAUUACGAUCGUCGGUACCACAAGAGCGCCGAGGAGGCCACGAACAGGCUGUACGAGGAGUUCCCGAGCCCCGGUCUGAGAUCUCUGCACUGGGAGGUGCGCAAGCACUGCGACGCGAGCUUUGUCGAGUGCCUGAAGUAUCUCGAAGGGAUCAUUAAGCUCACGGCGCUCAGGCGCGAGGACGACACCGUCACGGUCAUGAGGGAGCAAAAGUGGAGUCCGGCGAAUAAUAGUGAGCAAAUCCUGGCCGCUCAAAGGGACUGCCAGAUGGCCCAAAGGCACGACAAUCUCACGAUGGUUCCCUUUCAAGGUCCAAUCGAACGCUUUCAAUGGCGCACCACCGUGAGUUACUAUAUGUGCUGGUACACGAUGCUGGGCAUCGCAGAUUUAGCCACCUUCGGCGAACCCUGCGACAAUCACGCCAACUGUCUAGAUGAAUAUGGCGUUCAUAACAAGGAUCCACGAGCGGACGACACGAAACCGUACGCUUGCGCCCUGUACAGUUUCUGCCCGGACCAUUGUUGCCCCAUGAAGCACAUCUGGUACAUGAAAGACUGUUUUCAGUCGCAACGCAAUCCAUGCUACGCUGAGAAUCAACCAGCGCAUCGAAAGUGCACACUGAACCGGAACGAAAAUCGCGACUUCCAGGCGUUAAAGGCGAAUCGGAUGAAUGUGAGCUGCGAAUGCCAUCAGCCUGGAUACGAGUGGUCCUCCAGGUUUGGGCUAUGCGUCGACGUGAACGAGUGCAUCCGCAGCAUGCACAAUUGCACGUUGGACGCUGGCGAGAGUUGCCUAAACCUGCCCGGUCAUUACGCCUGCAUCUGUCGGCUCGGAUACGUCUACAAUCCGGAAAUGAAACGGUGUAUUCACAGUCCGGAGAUAGACAGAGCGCUGAAAGGGGACGCGGACGAACCAAAGACCGCGAAAAUGAUAGGUCUAUUUGCCAAGGUGGUCCAAACAAUUACCAGAUCUGCCGGAAAUAGCUUUAUUUUGAUCUAUCAACUUUAA